AUGGAAGGACCAUUACAUAUCGAUUUGUUUCAACAACCCAAGUUACUCAUCAAUGGAGUCGCUGUAGGCAUUAAACUACAUCUUAACCGCGACGCCUUCACAUUAAUCACUGACAGCCCGUCUCCUGACUAUCGCGUAAAAAUAGCGGACGCUCAUUUCAAACUCUGUAUUCAGCGGAUGAAAAGUGACGUAUUAGUAGCGCACGAUAAUCUCAUUCAAGACAUGUCAGCCAUUUACCCUUACCUACGCACAGAGAUCAAGACAACGUCCAUUGCUUCGGGUCAAUUUAGUUACAGCGCUGACGAUAUAUUUCAAGGACUGGUUCCAUGUAAACUGAUAGUAGGCCUGGUUCCUAGUGCGGCAUUUAAUGGCGAUUACGCGCACAACCCAUUCAACUUCAAGCAUUAUAACUGUAGUUCCAUAGGCCUAUACGUCGAUGGACAAUCGGUGCCUUCACAACCGAUGCAACCAAAUUAUUCGGCGGAUCAAUACACGGAGUGUUACAGAACAUUGACUCUGUUUAGGAACGACAUUAACAUUUCAAACAAAGAUUAUAAGAAGGGAUAUUGUCUGUACGUUAUUGAUGUAGAUCCUUACUACUCGUUUAGCACUAAAAGGAAGGGACAUUGUCGACUAGAAAUCAAAUUUGCUGAGGCAUUACCAGAGAGUGUGACACUGAUUAUGUACGCCACCUUCCCGGAAGUACUGCAUAUCAACAGUGCCAGGGGCGUCUAUUUCAAAUGA
Messenger RNA from Mercenaria mercenaria, 744 nucleotides. RefSeq lists its product as uncharacterized. The transcript has a single exon. Bases 1 to 744 code for a protein of 247 amino acids. The record is from RefSeq and is a predicted model, not a curated record. NCBI's taxonomy places the organism in Eukaryota, Metazoa, Mollusca, Bivalvia, Venerida, Veneridae.